Messenger RNA from Myxocyprinus asiaticus (Chinese sucker), 7136 nucleotides. RefSeq names its product coronin-1C-A. Bases 16 to 3414 code for a protein of 1132 amino acids. The record is from RefSeq and is a predicted model, not a curated record. Gene Ontology annotation, molecular function: actin filament binding. The transcript has 12 exons. Lineage: Eukaryota; Metazoa; Chordata; Actinopteri; Cypriniformes; Catostomidae. Gene Ontology annotation, biological process: neural crest cell migration; actin filament organization.
AACUUUUCAACAACAAUGGAUCCUGAAGAUUCCUCACCUGCUACAGACAGACAAGCCAACUCAAAGGUCCACUUACUGGCUAAAGACAAAGUAUUAGUUUCCAUAACAACUAGUGAUAAUGUUAAGUUGAAGACCAGCUCAAUUAAAUCACAAGAUGAGAGGCUGAUGAUUGAACCCAGCUUGUCAAACCCUGCGAUGAACUCACCAACGGACACAUCGAGGGACAUUACUAAAAUAAUUCACCAAGUUAAAGAGGUAACACAGGAGAACCUGCCAGAGAAUCCAGAUAUGGAUGUAACAGAAACCACAAACACUGAACAUUCUUCCCCAAAGAACACUGAAACCCAGGGGCAUACAAUGAUGAAUGUCUGCAAAGUGAGAGAAAAUGUGCUUCAGCCAACAGAUGAUGUCAUAAAGACCAGACUUACUAGUUCAUUACUGGCAGGCGCUGAAUUACUAAACAAAGCCCUGAGUCUGGAACGAGUACACACCUCAGAGGACCUGAGCCACUUAGAAGUGGCAUCCAAGUCACCUCAGGGUCACAUUGAGAGCCAUCAGCAAAUAUCUGCAGCCGAAUUCACACAGGAUGAGCAUCAGAAAGAAAUGCAAUUUAAUUUGUCAGACUUGGAGAGCAUUUCGACAGAGGAACCUUCACUGGAGAGAUCACCUGCUGGAGGUAAAAAAAAUAAAGAUGGCAUAAGAGAGACUGAAGAACUAGAAAAUAUGGAGUCUGCUUCAAAGGGUCUGCAUUGUUUCCAAGCAAUGAAAACUGAGAUUAAAGACCUUUCUCUGCAUGGAACGGAAACAGAAGAGGGCUAUUGUGUGACAUCUAAUAUUGCUGGUGUAAUUAUACUGGGUAAAAACAAACCCCUGCAACAAAGCCAUGAAGACAUUAUGGAUUCUCACCCCCCUUCUAAAUCUAAUAUUCAAGCUUCUCAAAAAAAAGAAAUAGAGGAUUCCCCUCUUUUAGUGAAAGCCAAAGUCCACACAGAGAAAAGUCUAGAAUGUUUUCUGGCUGUAAUAAAUCCACAGCCAGAGACACAAACCUUUCCAGAGACAGUGAAGAAUGCUAUACAAAAGAUGGAUCCAGAAUUGAUCUCUUCUCUUAGUGCAGUGAUUGAUGUAGAUGGUGCUGCUGAUCAGCAGAGAUUAGACACCAACAAGGUCUCGGUCAACAUGAUGUCAUCAGACAGUCUCAAUCCCAGCCAGUUUAAUCAGAAUAUCAUCAGCUCAAACACAGAUAUGCAUAAGGAAACAUCUGCAACCUGUUCCAUCUCUGAACUCAUGGCUGGUCCUGAGACAGCUUCAAUUGUUAAAGAGGACAGGCCAAGUGUCACGCCACCUCUUUCAAGUGUGGACAAGAUUGAAGUUGGUCUGUCUGGUUCCCCUCAACUUUUAACAAAUGAGUCGACUGAUUCCAUAGUAAGCCUGACAGACAUAUCUGAUCAAGUCCAGGAUGGAUGUGCUGCAGGAGUUGCAGUGCCACGCAAUGAAACAAACACAUCUGCUUCACAAGAUGUGUAUCAUUCCGCCUCCAUGUGCAACCUAAUAAGUAUGCAAGCUAACGAGAAACACGAUAAAGAGCAGAACAAGCUGUCAACGCAAGCACAUUUACAUCUGGUCACCUCUAACACUGAGGAGAAACAUUCAAACCAGCUUAACCAAAAACACACAACAGAGAGCGGGUCUAACAUCUUGACCACAGAUAGUGCUGAAACAAGCAUGGAUGCUCAACAUGGUGCACAGAAACGACAUGUUUCAGAUAUGAUCAAGGAAACUAUUGAGUUGCAGAAAAAGAUGAAGGAGUGGACCAAGCCAACAGAGGCCCGAGGUGACCUGACCUUAGUUCCAACACAGUCUGUUAAAGUAUCACAGAUGAAAGCAGCGUUUGAUCCACCAAAGAAAUCACCUGACAAAGCACUAGAGAGAAAAACUUCAGUGAGAAAAGAUAUGUUCAGACGGGUUGUGCGACAGAGUAAGUUCCGGCAUGUGUUCGGCCAGGCAGUGAAGAACGACCAGUGCUACGAUGACAUCAGGGUUUCUCGGGUCACGUGGGACAGCGCCUUCUGUGCGGUCAACCCCAAAUUUGUUGCCAUAAUCGUGGAAGCCAGUGGAGGCGGCGCAUUCAUGGUUUUGCCUCUUAAUAAGGGUGAGGACAGCACCCAGGCAGGCAUUUCAGAUGAGAAGUCGGGCCGUAUAGAUAAGGCGUACCCUACAGUAUGUGGCCACACUGGUCCUGUUUUGGACAUUGAUUGGUGCCCUCACAAUGACCAGGUCAUCGCUAGUGGAUCAGAAGACUGCACCGUGAUGGUGUGGCAGAUCCCAGAGAAUGGUUUGGUGACCUCCAUGUCAGAGCCAGUGGUGGUGCUGGAGGGUCAUUCUAAAAGAGUAGGCAUCGUUACCUGGCAUCCCACUGCCCGCAAUGUCCUCCUAAGUGCAGGUUGUGAUAAUGUUGUUAUAAUCUGGAAUGUGGGGACGGGAGAGGCCAUUAUUACUCUGGAGGAUAUGCACCCUGACGUCAUCUUCAGCGCAUGCUGGAAUCGCAAUGGCAGCCUCAUCUGCACCGCCUGCAAGGACAAGAAAGUCCGAGUCAUUGACCCGCGCAAGGAGGAAAUCAUUGGAGAGAAGGACAAAGCCCAUGAGGGUGCCAGGCCCAUGAGAGCCAUUUUCCUAUCUGACGGCAAAGUGUUCACCACUGGUUUUAGCCGCAUGAGUGAAAGACAACUUGCGCUCUGGGAUCCGGAAAAUAUGGAGGAAGCAAUCUCUGUCCAUGAGAUGGACACCAGUAAUGGAGUCCUCCUUCCCUUCUAUGACCCAGAUACCAAUGUGGUCUACCUAUGUGGAAAGGGUGACAGCAGUAUCCGUUAUUUUGAGAUCACGGACGAGGCUCCGUUCGUCCAUUACCUCAACACCUUCAUCACCAAGGAACCCCAGAGGGGCAUGGGAUACAUGCCCAAGAGAGGGCUGGAUGUCAACAAGUGUGAGAUUGCAAGGUUUUACAAAUUGCAUGAGAGAAAGUGUGAGCCUAUCAUCAUGACCGUGCCAAGAAAAUCGGACCUGUUCCAGGAUGACCUGUACCCUGACACGGCGGGGCCAGAGGCUCCACUAGAGGCUGAGGAGUGGAUUGAAGGGAAGAAUGGAGACCCCAUCCUGAUAUCCCUGAAACAUGGAUACAUUCCAGGCAAGAACCGUGACCUCAAAGUGGUCAAGAAGAACAUUCUAGACAACAAGAUGACCAAGAAAACAGAGCAUACCACCCAUGCCAACAAGACUGCCACCUCUACACCAUCUAUCAAAAGUGAAGCUAAGAUGGACGAGGUGUUGAAAGAAAUCAAAUCUCUCAGAGAGCUGGUCAGCAGUCAGGAAAAAAGAAUUGCCAAACUUGAGGAGCAGUUGUCUAAAAUGGACAUCUAAAGGACCCUGCAAUCACCUCCCCCUUCUAUUCAGGAUAUCCCAUUGGCCAGGUGGGCGGGACCCGUCACUGCCAAUUAUCAUGACAGAGUUCCGUCUGAUUGCCUGCCUUUUGCAGUGUCUCCAACCGACAUUCCAAGAUAAAUAGUUAUUCCCUUUGCAAUCCCCCGAAUCUGUUUACACCUAAUAGCCAUUUGGAAAAUGAGAAAUGCCUCAGUUUUAGCUUUUACUCAGUCUCACUCUGAAUCUUUCUGUAACAGUUGUGUUUUAUCUGGUAUUCUUGAAUGGUCUUAAGUUUUUGUUUUGCUUUUCUUAUUAAAAAUUGUGACCAAGAAGAUUGCGUUAUGAAGCAGUAACAUGAAUUUGAUGAGCUCAAAGUUUAAAGUAGCCAUCAGUAUUGCAGUUCUCACUCUCGCCCUUUUGAGUUGCCAAAUUUGUAGAGGAGUUCUGUGUAUGCACCUCCCUGACAGUAUUUGACUAGCUUUUCAUUUUUGUCUUCUCUAAACGUUGUACGUAUAAGGGACAAAACAAUAUGCUCGUAAUGCAAGGAGGGGGAAAUCAUUGGAACCAUUCUUCUCUGUUAUAGGUAACUUCUAGAGAAUACGAAAUAAAAAAAAUAACGACUUUAACCAACCUGGUAAACAUGUAGAGUUGACAAGGUUUACAAACCAGUACUGGAAAACAUUACAGGUGCACUAAAAAAGUCCCACUGAAUUUUUUUGGUCAUGAUUCAGGUACCCAUGAUGAAGUAUUAAAGAGAUAGUUCACCCAAAAUUAUAAAUUCUGUCAUUUACUCGCCCUAAGGUUGCCCCAAACUCAUAUGACUUCUAAACCGCGCAGCCUAUUUUAUAAAUAUAUAUUUGAAGUCAUAGAAUAAUCUCUAAUAUUCUAGGUGGGCCUGGGUCUAAUCCAGCCCACCUAGAAUAUUAGAGAUUAUUCUAUGAUUUCAAAUAUAUAUUUAUAAAAUAGUGGAAAAAAUGCAUACAUUCUUAUUUCUGAAAGUGUGAAAGAACUGUUUCAAUGUCUCUGUUGUUAGGAAAAUUUGGUAAAAAUAAAAUUGGGCCGAAAAUGUGGCCCAUCCAUUUUUAUUGAGGCCCACCCAAAACUAAUUUCCUUGCUGCGCCCUUGGACUCCAUGAAACACAAAAGGUUAUGUUGAGCAGAAUGUUAGUCUUAUUCACCAUUCACUUCCAUUGCAUCUUUUUUCCAUACAAAUAAAGGUGCUGCAAGCUAUUUUUUUUUUUUUCUCCAUAGAAAAUUGUGCAAAAAAUGUUCAUACCCCCUUAAAGAUAUUAAUGAAAUAAGUGUCCUGAGAUAGGUCACCAGUCUCUGUGAACAAAAAUGUGUUUGCUGACGUUGAUGCUUUUUACCUGUCAAUAAUUUUACUCGUCCUCCUUUGAAGUGGAUCAUUGAGGCUAUGAUUCAUAAUGUUUGUCAGUUGAGGGUGCUAUUGUGCCACUGUUGAAUUUGACAGCCACAGAAACAAACAAUGAUGCUCUUUUGCUCUGUUUUGGUCUCAAAAUUAUCUUUGGAGGAAUGAGGGGUAUGGUUAAUUCAAUGGCUCCGUCACGUGAAAGCUUAUAGCACCUUUAAAGGGAAUGGUGACUGAAGUGAAUAUUCUGCCUAACAUCUUUUUUUGGAUUCCAUAGAAGAAAAAGUAUCAUGGGUUUGAAACACAAUCAUUGGUCAGUAAAUGAUGACAAAAUGUUCAUUUUUAGGUGAACUAUUCCUUUAAGAUAUUAGUAGACAAAGGAAUCAAACCAUUGGUUCUGGUUGCUGCCAUGAAAACACCCAAUAAUUACUCUUCCUUUCACAAGGAAAAUACUUCCUUUCUUAAUACAAAUAUUUCCUUUCUUAAUGACAACAAUUGCUUAUGACCGUAAAUGCAUGCAAACAUAGAGUUUUUAUUUUUUUAAUUCUAUUUUAUAAUCUGUUUCUCCACAUUCCCCAUUUUACAUAUCUGCACUUUUUCUUAUACUGUUUCCUGGAUGAGGCCAGAAACCAACAGUCUAAAGCUGUUAGCUUCUAAUUUCUCAUACUGAAAGAUAAAGAAAUAAGGCCAGAACAAGAACACGGCUAUAGAUGUCCAUUAGCUUUAGCUGUGUAGGUUGUGAAGUCUUUAAGUAACCCUUUUUAAAAAAAAAAAAAAAAAAAACGCUUUUACUCUGACUAUGGACCAAGAAUGGCAGGUCAGACAUUUUUCAGGUCUAAGAAAAUACCGUUAGUGCUGUGCCGUUGCCAUGCAGCGGUUUGGUUUGGUUUCUCAAUCCUUGCUACAGCACAUCUCAUCUCAAGUUUGUGGCAUCCACACCCUCUUGAUCUCAAAAACCAGACCUGCAGAAACUUCCAAGUGAAUUGGUUUGUUUAAACAUGCUUUUGCAGUGCAUUGUAGGCUAUGACUUCCAGCGAAACCAGUGAGUCAUAAUUGACUUCCUUUUCCUAAAGGGGUCUUUUUGCUCUCCUAACCAAGCAGAACCAAACCUCUCAAGGGGCAGCCAAGGUCUAGAUGAUCAUAUCAUAGCUGUAUUGGUCAUAUUACGUGGACCACAUUUACAUGGUGAUGACAACUGGCCUUUUGGUUUUGUAAUUUUCCAUAUCAAGAAGAGAAAACUGAUUCAAACAAAUGGCUUUGGUUGCAUCCUUCAUCAGAAGGUUUUGCUGUGGGUGUUUUACACUUAUAUCUCAGUUCUGUUUGUAUCACUGUCUAGUGCCUCUUUCAUUGGUUCUGAAAAGUGCCUCCCCCUCCUCCACAAGCUCUCAGUAUUAGAUGGUAAAAUAUCAACCACCUCUUACCACCAGCCAUCCAACAUGAAAUUUAUUUGAAACAAGCCCACAGAUAUAUAUAUAUAAAAUUAUUAUUUUUUUUUUGUUUGUUUGUUUUUUUUUUUGUCACAAGCAGCAGCAACUGGAUACCGCUGAUGUCAUACUCUCUCUUUCGUUCUGUUUCUUUUUGGUGAAGUUUUUAAGUUUUAAAGGGUUUGAUAAGGUAGGGUCCAUGUUUGAGGGACAAAUGUGCCAAGACAGAAUGAUAUUUAAAAAGGAAAAUGGGGCUGAGAGAUGAAUGCCACUUCCUGUUUUGAAACAUCUACAAAACAGUGUUGUGUUCCAUGAGAUGUUUCAGUAGAUGUUACAAAACAGGACAAAACGAUGGGUUAACACGAGUAGUAUUGGUAAGGUCUUGGCUUCAGGUUUGACUUGUUUGGGCCUAAUUAAGGAAUAAAUGAUCAAAAACCAACUUCAGGAAGUGAUGGAUCCAGUAGUCAUGUUUUUGGGUGUUUCAAGAGGCCUUAAGGUCAAGAUGCCCUUGUGAUGUGGCCUUGAGCAUGUGAUUUUGAUGAUGUGAAUGACUGACACGAAUAAAGGGAUUACUGUAGGUUGAAAAGAGAGUACAAGUAGAAGGCUGUAAGUGAUUUAAAUUGAUGCUUUGUAAAAAAAAACAAAAAAAAUCAUUUUCCUUUCUUUUGCUUUUUUCUUUGUCUAAAGGAUGGUAUUGUCCAUCAUUUGGAAUUUGGUGAUUUAAAAAAAAAAAUGCUUUAUCGCAUCUCCCCUCCAUUAUGCACACUGUGAGCCUUUACUGUUUCCAAUUAUACAAAUGAAUUAAAAAUUGAAAGGAUGGAAAUCUAGAGAUUCAACUGUGUAUAACUGUUCCAUUUUUGUUCUUUCAUCUGCUUCAAGUAUAAAGAGUCUCAACGAUUACCAGAGAAAUAAAAAAUAUACUGAACUUUU